Molecule: messenger RNA, 968 nt
Organism: Daucus carota subsp. sativus
Lineage: Eukaryota; Viridiplantae; Streptophyta; Magnoliopsida; Apiales; Apiaceae
Product: bidirectional sugar transporter SWEET17
Exons: 6
Coding region: 104-823 (239 amino acids)
Biological process (GO): carbohydrate transport
Cellular component (GO): membrane
Molecular function (GO): sugar transmembrane transporter activity
Source: RefSeq, a predicted model, not a curated record
CCAACAUAAAGCUUGUACUCCAACCACUAUUAUUGUUGAAUGUCUUCUAGCUGCUAGUAAUAGUACUAUAUGUUUGAUUUGUUCAUUCUCUUCAAGUUCUAAAAUGGCUGACUUGAGUCUCUAUGUUGGUCUUAUCGGGAAUGUUAUAUCAGUCCUCCUAUUUCUUUCUCCAGUACCGACAUUUUGGAGAAUAAUAAAACAUGGAUCGACAGAAGAGUAUGAGAGCUUGCCUUACAUUUGUACGCUGCUAAAUUCAUUAUUAUGGACUUACUAUGGACUCAUCAAACCUGGGGAAUUACUGGUGGCUACAGUCAAUGGCUUCGGCGUUGUAGUUGAAGCGAUAUAUGUUAUCUUGUUCCUCGUCUAUGCACCUAAACAUCUGAAGGUUAAGAGUGCCGUCCUAGCCGGACUUCUGGAUGUCGGAUUUUUCGGAACGGCAGUUUUGGUCACUCAGCUGGCUUUGGAAGGGGAAGCUCGUAUGAACGCCAUUGGAUUUUUAGGCGCUGGACUCAAUAUCAUCAUGUAUGGCUCUCCUCUAGCUGCCAUGGGAACAGUGGUGAGAAGCAAAAGCGUGGAGUACAUGCCAUUCUUACUUUCAUUCUUUAUUCUCUUGAAUAGUGGUAUUUGGACUUUCUACGCCUUCCUCCUCCGUGAUUAUUACCUGGGCGUACCGAACGGGACGGGGGUGCUGCUCGGACUGAUGCAACUAGUGCUAUACGGGAUUUACAGAAAUUCCAAGACGUCAGAGAGUGGUGUUGUUUGUUCAGCUGAUGAAAUUGAAGAUGGAUUGUUGCAUGAGCCACUCGUCUCAGCUUCUAGUUGAUGCAUGUGUUCUUCAGAUUUAUCUCUUUUUACUCGUCCUCAAAAGUAGAUUAAAAUUUUGAUACCGAAAUUUUGAUGUAUAGCGUCUACCAAGAUUUUGUAAGAAACAAAUAUCUUGUAUACCCUAUAAUAUAUCAAAUUUGUUA